AUGAUACUUCUUGUUUUAUUUACAGAUGUCUGCAGACACGUGCAUUUCUUACAGGGCAUUGCCAAUAAAGCCCUUAUUGGUCACAUGAUCAAAACGAUACCAGUGGAGACAGAUGACCAUUGUGAGAUUGCUUGUUAUCGCGACCUCAUGUGUCUCUCCUAUAACAUAGGACCCAAACAGGCUCAUGGACAUCAAUGUGAGCUCAGCAAAUCGGAUCACAUCCAAAACCCUGCUGAUUUAGUUCCUAUGGCAGGGUACAUAUACAGACCAACUGAGGUACACAAUGUAAUGGGCCAUUCCUGAGUUUCAAAAAGGCCUCUCUCUCAGAAUGAGGCCAAAUUGGCAAAGCUUUUGUCGUAAGAAUGAAGGUUAUUUACAGUAGGAGAGAAUAUGAUUUCCGCCCAAAGAUGUCGCACGAUAAUAGCCUCGUUUCAAAGCAAUGUUAGAGAGAGGGAGAAUGGAGACUAAUGUUCACUGAACAUCUAACUUUAAUUUAUCUAAAAUAAUUAUGCCGUGUAGCUGACUUAAAAAAAAAAGAAAUUGCGUAGGGUUUCACCAAAUUCAGGGAACAAAUUUAUUAUCUUUGGCAAGAUUUUAGUUAGCAGCUGUCAUUGAUAAGUUUUCAAAAUCUUUCCUGAUGUAUUUAAAGAAAUGUUUCUUUUCGCCUUUUGGGAUUAAAUGCGACAUACUGUAAUUCUUUGUAUCGGGCACACUCAGUUAACUCUUUUGCCCGAAAUUACGCCAUUAUUUGAAUCUCCAAAGUUUUUCCCACUUCAUUUUCAAGUUUUGGCAACUGUUCGUGAUUUCUCUGCCAGAAUAACGUGACAGAUAAUUUAUUUAUUUCUUGGUUAGAGUCGUUGUUCGUUAAGUCCUUGCACUGAUAACGCCACAUGUCUUUCUCUCACGGAGACAACUUUCCAGUGUCUGUGUCCAACAGGAUUUACCGGGAACAGCUGUGAAACGGGUAUGUUAAGCAACCAAGCAAUGUGGUGUCACCUCAUAAAUUAAGACGCGAUUGUUUUUAGUUUUGUAUCUGAUAGCGUGAAUUGAUUUAGAGGAUUCAUUCAUUCAUUCAUUUGAAAGUCACUUUUUGCUACAGACAUAGACGAGUGUGAAGUCAACCAGUUCAACUGCCCGGUGAACGAGGAGUGCGUUAACACCGCAGGCUCAUAUGUAUGCAAUUGUGUCAGCGGUGUGUUCGAUGGCGUAGGAGUCUGCCAACUCAUGACAGGUAAGCUAAUGAGAAACGUCCGCGAGAAAGUAUGAUACCUUAAGCAACGCGAGCCGGCGGGAGGUCUGUACAGGAUUUCAAUACAAGCUACAACUUGAGUAACUCCGAGAACAAACUUAAUGUUUGAAUACCACCAACAAACUCAUUAAAAAAUAGUUUUAGUUGUAGUGGCGCCAUAUUGUGGAAUAGCCUCCCUUGCGCGGCUGGUUGCGCGGAACCCCUCGGGUCGUUCAAACGAGAAAUCAACAAAGUUCUCUAAGGCACAAUAUUUAUGGAAAGCAGUAAUAUAAAGUAAGUAAUAUAAUUAGUAGUCAAUAGUUUUUAAUCCUUUGUCAAUAGCUGGUGAACUGCUCGUGAUUACACAAAUUUUAAGGACAAUAAUAACACUGAUAAUAUCAGACCUCCGGCUAAACUCAUCCCGACUCGUUUCAAAUCUUCCCACGGCGGAAAAAAGCGUGCCCUAUAUCGCUAAUAACGAGGCCUGGUAUCUAACUUCUUUUUUUUUUUUUCUCUCUCUCUCUCUUUGAAAGGAACUGAUUGCAAGGAGAUCAAGACCACAGUCCCGAGUGCUCCAGAUGGGAUGUACGAAAUACAACCGAACAUCGGGAACAGCAAAUUCUGGGCGUAUUGUGAUAUGACGUCAUUUGGAGGAGGAUGGACGAUGUGUUACUCUACUGACGAUCUUGCUGACCCUAAAACAGAAGUGACCUAUGACGAGAAUUAUCCCUAUGGUGCAGAUGGUUACCGAACUGACUGCAAUAAUGUUCAGGUGAUUAAGAGAGGUUGAGGUGCAAGAGUUUAAUUUUGAGGAUUAACGAUGUUUGGCAAAUCCUGGCUUAUGUGUUUGUCAUAUUUCAGGCGCCAUAAUGAGUAAUCAGCCUGAUAAAUAGCUUAUAAACACUCUCUUGCCCUGAUUUUACUUUAUCCUGAUGUUAUAAUUUUCUGGAAAUAUUUUAUAUUUUCACUAGGUGUUUUAUCGUUUUUAUUCUACAUUUAGGUUUUAACCCACUCUGUAUCCUACUAUAGAUGAGAACUGUCAGUGAUCCCCGCUAGAAUGCCAAAUUUACUACAAGAAUUUCAGUACCCUCUGUACUGUGCUUCAUUUGGUCUGGCACUCAUAAUUUGAACAUGAGUCACUGUUUCUUAAAUUUGAUGUCUACAUUUUCAAAAUUAGAGACUGUUUUUUUUUUUGGAAUGCUAAACUAUUUCUUAUCACCAGAAUGGUGCUUUUUUCAUCAAGUUUCAGUCCGAAGAUUCUAAAUCUAUUUGUUCUUGCUCUCUUAACCUAGUAAUCUUAUUCGACACGACAGUCUUUUCCUGUCUGUUUUUUCUUUUUUUUUGCUUGCAGUUUCGGGAAAUUCUCUUCGUGGAUGAGACCACGAAUGAAAAGGCUUUCUUUACCUAUAAACUUAAUUCCAGUCUCGUCGCAGAGGGAAAUUACCAGACACAAAUCUCCGGCCUGUGGCUAGGUGGAGGUGUAGCUACCACAAGUCAUGAAUACCAGCUUCUUAUCUGUGACCACAGCUUCUACUCUGGCUUUUUCAUAUCCGGUUAUACAAACUGUUAUAAGAGGUGCAAUAGUUGGUGUAGUGAUACACACACCCCUUACUUCCGGUCAGCGUCCACUCAUUCAGGUUAUGCUGGAGUCGCCUUUAACGUCAAUGGACAUCGGCCGCGAAGCAGCAGACUGAUUAGUGUUGGACUGAGAUAA
Messenger RNA from Pocillopora meandrina, 2942 nucleotides. The record is from the annotation of a GenBank genome assembly. NCBI's taxonomy places the organism in Eukaryota, Metazoa, Cnidaria, Anthozoa, Scleractinia, Pocilloporidae.